UGCCGCGCCGGCGGCGGCGACCGCGGUGUACCCUCGGCAGUGUCGCGACAGCGGAUCAGCCCGGUGGAUCGGUCGCUCGUCUCGGCUGAUGAUACGUCGCCGUGGUCGCGGUGAUCGCACGAGCUGAACGCCGAGGCGCCGAGGUAUACGCGAACGGAAUCUGGACCGAACACCCGGACAGAACACACCCCCCCCCCCCCCAGGCACGCGCGCGGAACGAUGAGGCUCCAGGAAGCGGCGCUGCUCUGCGCCGUCUUGACCGUCGUCGCAGUACAUUGUCAAAAGAACAAAAAGGAUGAGGACAAGAAAGACGAGGAGUUCAGGUGUCCGGAAGGCCAGGGUAACGGUAAUUUCGCCGAUCCGGCAACCUGCAGGAGGUUUUAUCAGUGCGUCGAUGGAUAUCCCUACUUGAACCGAUGUCCGUCGGGCUUGCAUUUCGAUGACAUCAGCAAAUUCUGUACUUUCAAAAACGAGGCGCGAUGUGGACCUAUCGAAGCUACACCGGCGCCUAUUACCGAACCGCCGACAGAUUUGGCCGAGCGGUGCGACACGGCAAACUGUCAGCUUCCGUACUGCUUUUGUUCCAGAGACGGCACGAUCAUUCCUGGCGGUCUUCAUCCAGAAGAGACGCCGCAAAUGAUAAUAAUGACGUUCGAUGGCGCAAUCAAUCACAAUAAUUUCGAUCACUAUCAAAAGAUAUUCACCCAAGAUCGACUUAAUCCCAACAAUUGUCCAUUAAGAGGCACAUUCUUCAUCUCUCACGAAUACUGCAACUACAAUAUGGUCCAGAGUUUGGCGCAUGACGGUCAUGAGAUUGCGACCGAGACGAUUUCACUCCAAAAAGGCCUGGAGGAUAAAGGUUACGAGGAGUGGGUUGGCGAGAUGAUUGGAAUGCGUGAAAUAUUGAAGCACUUUAGCAAUAUUUCGACUGGCGAAGUGGUUGGUAUGCGAGCGCCUUAUUUAAAGCCUGGCCGCAACACUCAGUACAAAGUACUUGAGGACUUUGGAUAUAUAUACGAUAGCAGUAUAGGAAUCUCGCCGUUGAAGGUGCCGAUCUGGCCGUACACUCUUGAUUACAAGAUCCCACACGAAUGUAAAGCGGGCACCUGUCCCACCAAAUCAUUCCAAGGCAUUUGGGAGCUGCCUCUGAAUGCGCAUUAUGUGGAAAGUUAUGAAGGUGGACAUUGUCCUUACUUGGAUCAAUGCGUUCUUCACAAUCAUGACCCCGAGGAAGUGUUCGAGUGGUUGCAAGAGGACUUUAACAGAUAUUAUGAACAAAAUCGAGCGCCUUACAUGAUGCCUUUCCAUACCAAUUGGUUCCAAAUCAAGGAAUUGGAACGCGGUCUGUCGAAAUUUCUCGAUUGGGUGGUAACACUACCUGAUGUUUACUUUGUAACCGCCACACAAGCGUUAACAUGGAUGACUGAUCCGAAACCGAUUAAAGCUCUGCACAACUUCGAAGGAUGGUCAUGUAAGAAGAAAGAGAACCUGCCAGGACCGCCAUGCAACAAUCCGCACAAAUGCGCUUUAGAUUUCAAACCUCCCGAAGCAAAUUUCACAACAACUAGGUACAUGGAAACGUGUAGAGAGUGUCCAAAUAAAUAUCCCUGGUUAGGAGAUUCGAAAGGUACAGGGUUAUACAACGAUAAUUACAAUCCUGAAAAGAAAUAGAAAUGUCAUUACUGUGAGUUAGAUUUAAUUUUAGUGCAAACGGUUUGCGCGCGCGGGUUUCGUUAUUAUCGAAAUGUGUGUUGCGUGUAAGCGAUAUAAAUCCAUUAUCGGUCACACGCGUCAAGCAUUAAUUAAUCUAAUAUCGAAAUCUCAUAAAAUUUUAAUUUGUAUUUCGAAUGUACGAGUCAGUAUGAGUAAACUUAUACUUCUAUCUCUGUAUAGAACAUAUACUUGAUUACAUUCGUAUCUAUUAUGUUAAGUGUGUGUACUGCUCAAUCCGAAAGAGAAAAUAAAAUAUUUCGAUGCUACAUAAAAUC
Pogonomyrmex barbatus (red harvester ant) is the source of this 1988-nucleotide messenger RNA. It is a transcript of the gene Cda4, whose product is annotated as chitin deacetylase Cda4. The record is from RefSeq and is a predicted model, not a curated record. NCBI's taxonomy places the organism in Eukaryota, Metazoa, Arthropoda, Insecta, Hymenoptera, Formicidae. Gene Ontology annotation, molecular function: chitin binding. Gene Ontology annotation, cellular component: extracellular region. Gene Ontology annotation, biological process: carbohydrate metabolic process.